Molecule: messenger RNA, 882 nt
Organism: Molossus molossus (Pallas's mastiff bat)
Lineage: Eukaryota; Metazoa; Chordata; Mammalia; Chiroptera; Molossidae
Gene: CUNH8orf74
Product: chromosome unknown C8orf74 homolog
Exons: 4
Coding region: 1-882 (293 amino acids)
Source: RefSeq, a predicted model, not a curated record
AUGGCACUCCUAACACCCCAGGGAGUGAAAAAAGUCUUCCAGUGUCAGAAACCAGAAGGUCGGGAGCACCUACGGAGACUGCUGAACUGGGAACAGUUUGACGAAGUGAGAGACUCCCGCAGAAGCAUCCUGCUGGAUACGCUCUACGAAAGCAUCAUCUUUGCUGCGGGCAAAGGCUUCCCAUGGGUGGAGGUGGUCAAGGUGGUCAAGUUCACAGAAGAGCUGCUCGAGGAAACCAAAGGCUGCUCCAUCACCGAGGCUGUGACCAUCCUAGGGAAUAAGCUCAGAGAUUACCAGGGGCAGUUCAACACCACCCAUCUGCUGGCCCUCUGUGACUACUUCUACUUCACCUUCAUCCACCACUACAGACUCUACCAAUAUGUCCUGGGCCAGGACCAGGAAGUCAACCUGACCGUCACCCACCUGGAGGUGUGUGCACCGCCCCAGCCCCUCCCGUUGGCUGAGGGCAAGGACAGGGACCUGUGGAAGCAUGAGCAGCAGGUGGCGGAGCUUGGUAUGGCUGAGGCGCAGAAGCACAUUCACCUGCUGCUCCUGAAGGAGUCGCUGCAGCUGAAGCGGGAGCACAUGCUACAGAAGUUCUUGGAGGUGCCUGUGCAGCAAAGCCGGGUUCUGAAGAGAGAGGAGUUAGAAAACUUCAUCAAUGAGGCCAUUCACAUCCAGACCGAAUCCCUGAAAGAGGUGCUGCAGUGUGAGAUACAGGCAAUUUACGAUAUUUUGGACCUGAAACUUCAGAAGAAGACUUUAAAUCUCAAUGCUCCCAUCCCUUUCCCACUGUCAAUCGCUGGUCAGUCAGGCCAAGAUGAAGCUCUUAAGUUCAACAAGGCACGCAAAGAAAAGAAAGCAAAGGGCAAGAAGAUGUAA